CAAUAAAACUAAAGAAAAAGAUGCAGCAGCAGCCCGAGCCCGAGAGGAGCAGAGAGCUCGUGCAGCAGGAAGUGUGAGAGAGGAGGGAAGACCACUUAGAGAGAACAAUGGGAGUAGAAGUUGAGACCAUAAGACCAGGAGACGGAAAGACUUUUCCGAAGAAAGGACAGAAUGUGUCCGUGCACUACGUUGGUACGCUGACAAAUGGAAAGAAGUUUGACUCCUCCAGGGAUAGAGGAGACCCCUUCAAAUUCAAAAUUGGACAGGGUCAAGUCAUUCGUGCUUGGGAUGAGGGUGUAGCUCAGAUGAGCGUUGGCCAGGUGGCCAAGCUGACCUGCUCGCCGGACUAUGCAUAUGGCGCUAAAGGAUACCCACCCGUCAUCCCAGGAAAUUCCACUCUCAUCUUUGAAGUGGAGCUGCUGGGUGUUUGUUGAAUUUAAAGGUUACUUUUCACAGUUUCUCAUUCCACCAACAUCUGACAUAAAAUAAUUUUAAUUAAAGGUGCUGUCGGUAGCAUUUAAAAACAUGAAUAAAUCAUUCUGGAAAGAAUUCUGAUAUCUUGGUAUUAUUAAGACAAAUUAGACUGAAUUCUGGUGGUAUUGUUGGUGCUAAAAUGACACCUGGAUUAAAAAAAAAAGUAAAUAAAUAGUAUGACUUUUUUUCUUCAAAAUAUGCUUAUUUCUUCCAAGGUUUAUGUGGCCUCCAUUUUUACAUUUGUCUGAUAAAUCUUUGACUUGUUCUUCAGCUGUUGGAUAGCACAUCAGAUACAUAAUGGAAUAACGGCAAUAGACAAACUAACGUUAAAAUUCUUUAAAAUACAUUUCUUUUGUGCCAUAAAACAAUCUUAACCGAAUGGAUCGCCUAAUCUGAACCAGUGGCACUAAACCUGCACAGAACAUCUUGUUCAUAUGUGGUUAUUCCUCUGUCUUAACAAUUAGUGUGAAACUGAUUUUUAAUGUCAAAAAUGCACAUGAAACACCUUUUUAAUGAAAAGCUUGCUUGUUUGUUUUUUGCAUAAAUGUAUUCAAAAGGUGCAUUGAGUUGAUGCCUUGAAACUUUGACAAUAAACAGUAAUAAGACGCUUA
Perca fluviatilis (European perch) is the source of this 1085-nucleotide messenger RNA. RefSeq names its product FK506-binding protein 1-like. The coding region runs from base 108 to 434 and encodes 108 amino acids. NCBI's taxonomy places the organism in Eukaryota, Metazoa, Chordata, Actinopteri, Perciformes, Percidae. The record is from RefSeq and is a predicted model, not a curated record. The transcript has 4 exons. Gene Ontology annotation, molecular function: peptidyl-prolyl cis-trans isomerase activity.